Messenger RNA from Ceraceosorus guamensis, 843 nucleotides. RefSeq lists its product as hypothetical. The annotation marks the transcript as partial. The record is from RefSeq and is a predicted model, not a curated record. The transcript has a single exon. NCBI's taxonomy places the organism in Eukaryota, Fungi, Basidiomycota, Exobasidiomycetes, Ceraceosorales, Ceraceosoraceae.
CUGGCGACGGCCCCUUCUGCUCUCGUCCUCACCUCGAACAAUGCCAACUAUGGACCAGGAGAGGUACGACAGGAUCUGCAAAAGAUUAUGAAGUGGGCGUACGAUGAGGGCAAUCUAUCUCCUGCUGAAGAGGAUGAAGUCAUCGCUGCAGUGCUGUCAGCUUCUGCGAGAUACUUUCCAGAGGUGCCCACCAGGGCAAUGUGCCGCAUCAUGCUGGCCGACAUCAAAGCGGAGAGCGAUUUCCAGCCUAGACUUUCGAGCGCAGGACGGCUGGAUUCAGGAGCGAGCGUAGGUCUGCUCCAAGUCUCUCCCGGGGGCGGAUCGCAAGAGUUGACACUGUGGAAGACGCACGCCAAGGUCAGCGCCAAUACCUUUUCUUGGAAUCGCGAUGCGGGAAAUGGUGCCGGUGCGCUUUUGGAUUGGCAGACGGGCAGUCAAAUGAAGUUGUCUGCACUGAGCAACAGCGAUGUCUUGCGACCCUGGGUAAACAUCCACCUGGCCAUGUGGGUGCAGAGCAACAGUGCUCGUACCUCCUCGCAAGACCCCUACAAUUGGGCGGCAAUCUCUGCAGCCUCUGCCACCUCUUCCAAGGGAAACAGCGCCAAGGUCAACAAGUUGCUUGUGGGGGCCGGUCUUAAUAGGUCUGUCAGGACCGGUCUGGGCACUUGGGUCGCUGGCGCUGCUACAGAUGGUGCUGGAAGCUACAAGCAGAAGGGAGAUGAUAUUUCGGAACAGUACAUCGAUAGCGUGCUGCAAGGCGUCAGCGUCCUGUACGGAAAGACGAUGACAGCAGACUGGUUAGAUCGCUGGGUGCUCAAUGCUGGUCUCGUUGACUAUCGAUAG